Bombus pyrosoma is the source of this 843-nucleotide messenger RNA. RefSeq names its product trypsin-7-like. The record is from RefSeq and is a predicted model, not a curated record. Lineage: Eukaryota; Metazoa; Arthropoda; Insecta; Hymenoptera; Apidae. Bases 1 to 843 code for a protein of 280 amino acids. The transcript is spliced from 7 exons. Gene Ontology annotation, molecular function: serine-type endopeptidase activity. Gene Ontology annotation, biological process: proteolysis.
AUGCCCUCAAACGUUGCUACGAUGUACGCUUCGCUGUUCUUGAUUGCCUUUGGUUCGCCGAUAUUCUGUGCGGUUACCACAUAUGCCGAUUACGGAAAAAGAAUCGUCUCGGAGUCAGCGAGAUUCCCGGGACCGGCAGAAUCCAGGAUUAUUGGAGGGGAGAAGGUCGCCAUAGAGGAAUAUCCAUUUGCGGUCUCGUUGCAGAACAAUGGUACGUUUUUCGGUCACCAAGUUGAGCAUUUCUGCGGCGGCGGUAUCGUCGGGGAAAAGUGGAUAAUAACGUCGGCGCAGUGCGCUCUCAGGGUAGAAGUGAAGGCAUUUCACGUGAGAGCGGGCACGUCGCGUUAUUACGAGGGUGGUGACAUUUAUGGUGUCCAAAGCGUCGUGAUACAUCCCGCUUUUAACGCAAUUAAUUACGACUACGACGUUGGUCUCGUUGAGCUGUCCGACAGUAUAACGUACGAUAGCACGAAACAGUCCAUUAAAUUGCCCAAAACACAUUCGAUGAUCGACGACGAUUCGCUGGUUAAAGUUCUCGGUUGGGGUAUAUUCGAGUUAUUCGGUCCGGUCUCGGACGUACUUUUACAUAGUACGAUGCGGAAAAUUAAUAACCAGGACUGUGAGGAAGCUAGCGGUGGUGACUUAUUAACCAACAGGAUGUUUUGUGCCUUAUCGGACGCUGCUAGACCCUGCGUUGGGGAUUCUGGCUCGCCUCUCAUUUUUCAGGGCACAUUAUUCGGGGUGGUGUCGUGGAGUCGGUCAUGCGACAGUCAGUAUCCAACUGCUUUUACAGCUAUAGCAGAACUGAAAGAUUGGAUCACCGACAUAACCAGUAUAUCUUGA